Messenger RNA from Amoebophrya sp. A120, 4059 nucleotides. NCBI's taxonomy places the organism in Eukaryota, Dinophyceae, Syndiniales, Amoebophryaceae. The record is from the annotation of a GenBank genome assembly.
UGCUAAGCUCGCAGAUGAGAAGUGAGUGCGAGUGCGAACCACGCAGAAUGAAAGUGUUGUAGCCGGUCAGCUUUUUCUCCUCCGCUUUCACCUGCACUAGCAAAGUCCUGCCACAACCAUGACGGAAGACCCGGAUCAGUGGCACACAGUUAGAACUACGCAGGGAGCAGCUCCUGCCGCUACAGAAGGCGCCAGCUCUCCCCUGCUUCCGGCGAAGGCGGGAGUUGCGCAAAUAACCGGUGCAGGAGGUGCGCAGUUCUUGAACAGUCAGAAGGCAGGCGUAACCACGCCGGCGUGGACCACAACGAAAGUGGCGUCGUCAACCCCUACGAACGAUUCUGCGAUACCAGCACCUUCUGAAGGCUCCAAGAUGAAUGCCACAGGCUCCAAGGGGUCCGCAAACGUUCCGGCCGGGAGCUCUACGCCUGGAAGCACCGCGGGGGACGACGUGGACCUGAAUGCCUUCGAGAUCACGACGGGCUCGGGCGGUGCUCCAGGCCCCGCAACAUCAGCGCAGCAGACGCCCACGGGUGGCGCGUCCGUGGCGUCGUCUUCGGGCGGAGGUUCGAAGACCACUAGUGCGAACAACAAAGUGAUCAAUGUGGCCCCGUAUGAGGGCGAGAUGCUGCGGUUCGCGCAAACUCAGGUGGUACAGCUGGUGGAGCUUUUUGAGCAGGACGAAGGGUUGGUGCAGCGGAUACGCUCGAUUGCCGAGGACGUGCUGGCGGACAUCGAUGAGUCCCGGUCUGCGUCAAUUGAGUUCGCGAACAACAGCGACGGGGGGGGAAAUAACGGAUCCAACGAGUUUGGUAACAUUAUGCAGAAAAGCCGCAGCAGUCUAAUCACAACCAUGCCGAACAAAGCAACGAGCAGUGGUUUGCUGGAGCCAGAAAUCAGCGGAAGUACAAGUCCGGACAAGGACUCCGAUGCCGGAGGAAGUGGUAUGCCAAUGUCGCGGACAUCUACCGAAGAGCAGAAGGGACCAGCACAGAUAAGCAAUGCAGCGACACCGAAGCCGGGUACUAUAUCACGUACGCGGCUGUCCACGUCCGCUACGGAGCCCGGGUCGCUGCAGAGUCUGGGUGACAACUACCAGCUGCACGGUUACGUGCUGUAUUCGCUGUGGUGCAUGACCCGCGACGAUGUGCGCGCCAUUGAGAAUGUGGCGCGCGCCAGGUUUUUCAGCGUCGACGAUGUGCGAUUUCUCCGCCACUUCUACACUCGGGAGGCCGACAUUGUCCUGGACGACGCGGACACUGACCCAGCUGCUGCCGGACUCGCUGAGGGUGUUGAAAAUAGCGCCACAGCCGCGGCCCGGAGCCGCAGCAACAACUCGAGCGAAACCAGCCAAAGCCGGGCACUUGACAACGAUCCCACCGGCCCUUUCCAGCGGGUGCCCAGCCGGCUGAGCAGCGUGGGCGGCCCGAUCCUCGACGCGCGAAACAAGCGGAACGCGAAGUGCGAGGCCUACCUGUCGGCGAUGUGGACGACGCUCGGCGCGGCGGUGCGCCCACGAAAAAAUCCCAUUCCGCAACCCGUCCCGCUCGCGCACCCGGGCGCGGACCACGUGUUUCGCGACCGUUACGUGGUAAUUAUGGUCGGUCUGCCCGCCCGCGGCAAAACCUACCUGUGCCGGCGGCUGGCACGGUACCUGGACUUUUUCCACAACGUGCGCACCAAGAUUUUCAAUGUGGGCGACUACCGCCGCACGAUGUGCGGCAACCAUUUAGCACCCUCCUUUUUCGAUCACAAACUGCAUGAGAAUGUCAAGAAGCGGCAGGCCGCGUGCGAGGCGGCAAUGCUGGACUUGGUGCACUGGAUCAGCGAGCAGGAGGACGAUAAGAUUUCCGGCCGCGUGGCCUUCUUCGACGCAACCAAUAGCAGUCGGGAACGCCGCGAGUGGGUCAUGCAGCAGGUACUAUACAUAGGAAUUAUUUGAUGGAGUUAGAUUCUGUGUCUGUAGUUGCGUUGAUUCUGUUUUCGCGUCUGAGGUGGAGGUUAUUCUUAUGCAAGAAAAUGCAAGAGCACGACACGUCGCAGUGCGAGUGCCACUUGUCCAGACCACUCAGAGAUCGCUGCAAAAAUGCCCAACUACAGGCGCGGCGACACAUCUCCGCCGUGAAGAUUAUGUUUGUCGAGUCUUUAGUCACAGACGAAACCAUUGUGGACAACAACAUCCGGGCGGUCAAACUCGGCUGUCCGGAUUUUGUCAAUCUGGACGAGAUAUCAAAUGUAAAAAUGUCUGGGUAUGCAAGAUUGCAAUUUGUCAUGCUGUUUUUGGACUCUAAAAAAAUUUGUAUUGCGUGGCCAGCGAGAGGGGUCUAAUUUGUGCUACACGGACAGGGCAUUUCUCAUGCGGAAGGUGCAUCAGGAAGCCCUCUAAAAGUCUGCGAUGCUAGGGCAUGCAUUACAGGCAUCAUGGGUCAUGAGAAAUAUGCAUGACAAGUCUUGCAUUCUUCCAGACCACCCAGACACUUUUGCAUUUGAUACGGGAAAACCGCGACCCGGGAGUUUCGCGAGCGGAUUCGGCUCUACGCGGAGGUGUACGAGAGUCUGGACGAAAGCAACACGACGGAGGAGGGCAAAGCCAUGUGGGUGAAGGUGGUGAACCUGAGUCGGUACGUGGUGAACAACGUGAAGGGCUUCAUCCCCAACCAAAUGGUGCAGUUUCUGAUGCACCUGAACAUCGACCAGACCCGGGACCGCGUGUUUUUCCUGACCCGGCACGGGCAGUCCGAGUACAACGAACUCGGGAAAAUCGGCGGCGACAGCGGCCUGUCGACCCUCGGGGUGGAGUAUUCGCACGCUCUCGCGGAAUUUGCGAUGAACACCAUCGCGAUGGACACGGUGACCAGUGUCGACAAAAAGACGAAGGAGUCCAUCACCGUGCACAAGCCCCGGCCCAGUCGGCUGUGGACCAGCAGUUUGCGGCGCACGAUCGACACCGCAGCUACAAUCCCCGAGGUGGUGCUGAAGCACCCCAAGUCGGGCGCGCUGUGGCACCAGUUCAAGCGCAAGGAGUGGCGCGCGCUGGACGAGCUGUACGCGGGCAAGUUCGACGGCAUGACGUACGCGGAGAUCGAGAACGCCUUCCCGGACGAGUUCCAGGAGCGGCAAACAAACAAGUUGACCUACCGCUACCCAAGGGGCGAGUCCUACAUGGACGUGAUUCAGCGUGUCCACCCCUGCAUCCUGGACAUGGAGCGGUGCCGGGAGCGGCUUCUGAUCAUCGGGCACCAGGGCGUGCUCCGGGUGCUGUACGCCUACUGGAAGGGGCUGUCGCGCGAGCAGGCCGCGUCUGUAUCUAUUCCGCUGAACACGGUGAUCGAACUGCGGCCCGACACCUACAGCUGCUCGGAGCGACGCUUUCAGCUCUUGACGGCCACCGCCGCGCGCGACCACAGCAUCUACAUCGCGCGCACCAUGAGCGCCAGCUCGGAUCAUACACGGGAUUCUGCGGUCACCGUUUUGAAGAAAACAGCGUCUUCUACCGGUGCUACGCCGUCCAUUCUCACGAGCGGCGGACCGCAGGUACCGGUCUCCGGGGGCAGCAGCAGCCCGACGGCGGUGUCGGUGGCCACCUGGGAGAUCGGCGACAGCAGCACACCCAAGAUGCUCACGGCCACGGCCGGCAAGGACGACAUUGAGCUCAGCCGGAACUCCAGUUUUGCCGAACUCAUGGACCCGCCGAGUCACUAGGGUGUGUGUUACGUGUCUUGCUGCUAGUGUGAUGGAUGCAGCAGUUGAUGACAGCAUCCAGGAGACCAGAAAUUGUAGCCCGAAGUGGUACAAGAACUUUCAUGUUGUGUACAUUAGUGCAGUAGACGACUCCGAGACUGUUGUGAAACAGGAAAUCCACCGAAAGAGGACGAUGGAGCAAUGGACAGCAGCCACAGUGAUUUUGUUACGCCAUACAGACAAAAUUAUCGAUCGGUGAUGUUAAUUCGGAUCAUCUUUCCUUAGUGGGAUUUCAAUUUCCUAUGAUUUCUGAAUCGGAUUCUCUUGUAGAUCCAGGUGCGAUCGUCUGGAACAAGUUUUUCGUUGUCUUUCGCAAGCCCG